This is a messenger RNA of Nematostella vectensis (starlet sea anemone), 1778 nucleotides long. RefSeq names its product protein phosphatase 1 regulatory subunit 32. Gene Ontology annotation, molecular function: phosphatase binding. The coding region runs from base 104 to 1471 and encodes 455 amino acids. Lineage: Eukaryota; Metazoa; Cnidaria; Anthozoa; Actiniaria; Edwardsiidae. The transcript has 12 exons. The record is from RefSeq and is a predicted model, not a curated record.
CCAGGCCAACAGAUGUAAACGUUCCAUCGCUUCGAAAGCACGCUCCAACUUUUUCGAGGAACAUCCGUGGAAUUCGGUUCGAAUUUUCAACUAAAAGGUUGCCAUGGGCCGGUUACCGUAUGGGCCGGGCAAUGCCCAUAUGCUCCAAAGCAAAGGUGCUGACAUUAAUGUAAUGAAGUUCUACUGCACCGAGUAUGCAACACGUUAUGGGGAGGAUGGCUUUAACCCCCGGACAGGGAAACACCUUGGUACUGGAUACCAGUCUAACUUUAGACCUGGGGUCUACUACAACAGACGUCUUGACGAGCUGGAUAACCCAGCAAUGGGUUCCCUGGUGGCUGAUAACUAUGCUUCCAUCACCAAGAAGCACUUCCUACCAUCUAAAGGCUCUCCAGGAAAUGACCCUUUUUCUAGGGGAAUGUUCAUGACAGCAACUAGUGGUUUUGUAAAAGACAUUCCUGGUACUCUACCAAGAUCUAAGCAAGUUGCAGCAGUACAUGUUGAUACCAGCAGGGCGGGUACUGUCUACCCAUUCCACCGCCCCAUUCUUCAUUCUCUUAGCCAGAAGGACCCUAUUAGCAGAGAGAAUGCUAGACAUGGACCACUUUACAUGUCAACAGAAGCCCACACCAACUUCAAAGGCAUCCCAAGUCAAAGAAUGGACACUUCGAAAAAGACGGUUGGAUAUAAAGAAGGAUCUGGCUUUACGCAUGCGUACAAUGACGAACCAAUCACGUUCUAUCCAAUGGAGGCAUACGAGGGCCUAAGAGAUCCCCGUUUUACCCAUCGUCCGACCGGGUUUAGUAUCAUGAAGGGAUCUUUCCGGCCUGUUGAAUAUCAGCACGGUAACGAGCAGCUGCCUGUUUUAUCCCACGGCUCGGAGCGCAAUACCGGGUUCACGCAUGGCACAAAAGCAAGGCCUGUGUUUUACCAUCACACCAUGGACGAGGCGUAUACAAAACUAAACGAGACCCAUCCACGUGUACAAGAGAGGGUUCAGAAGAGAGACCCGUGUGAAUUCAGCAACAUGACAAAUCCUCACAACCACACAAGCAUGGCCAAGCUGACGUUUCGCGGGAAGCAGCGUCAAGACUUAUCAGAGGCCGGAAGACUUGGCAACACAGCUGUUGGAAACAAGGAGCUGACAGGAUAUAGCGAAAACAAUGACCAAUUCUUUGAGACGGCGGAGACGGCAGACACUCUAAGGCGAUUUGGGACACACUACAGAGCUAAGUUUUAUGACAUGAACCCAAUGGGAGAGGCACGCAUGGGUCGGACACGCGGUGAAGUCAUGGUCCAGUUACCGGACGGCUUCACCAAGAGCACAAGCGUACAUGAAUUUGGUCCAGUUAUCAACACAACGGUCCAGUUACGCGAGCUCGAACCGUACCAGGCCAGGAGUAUCAAAGCCAGAGACCCCUUCCACGACGACCAUACGCAUGACCAGAAGCUGAUUCCCACUUUAGUAUAAUCGCAGGCUCAUUAGAGGAUGUCAUAAGGUUGAUAAAACGUAGCACCACAGUUUAUAUGUUCUAUGGGUAACUCCUUAGACUAUUAAGCAUCAUGCUUCGAAGAAAUCUUCAGGUUUUAGUUAAAAAAGGGGACAAGGCAACAUGACUUUUAGCACAAUGUAGUUUUUUACGACUUGUAAUGCACUCGAAUGACAUAAAAAGGAGCAUUAUUGGACACGACUGUACUAAUGAAAAGGUUCUUAAAAUUUUUAAUGUUCGCUUGCUAUGAGCUAAAUGUAAAUAAAAUAUCACGAUUUUUUCCCUCGA